Humulus lupulus (European hop) is the source of this 2139-nucleotide messenger RNA. RefSeq names its product AP2-like ethylene-responsive transcription factor PLT2. The record is from RefSeq and is a predicted model, not a curated record. NCBI's taxonomy places the organism in Eukaryota, Viridiplantae, Streptophyta, Magnoliopsida, Rosales, Cannabaceae. Bases 1 to 1863 code for a protein of 620 amino acids. The transcript is spliced from 9 exons. Gene Ontology annotation, molecular function: phosphatidic acid transfer activity; DNA-binding transcription factor activity; DNA binding. Gene Ontology annotation, cellular component: mitochondrial intermembrane space. Gene Ontology annotation, biological process: regulation of DNA-templated transcription; phospholipid transport.
AUGGGGUCAAUGAACACAAACAACUGGCUCUCUUUUCCUCUUUCUCCUACUCAUCCUUCUCUGCCAUCUCAUCAAUUCACUCUAGGGCUAGUCAAUGAUGACAUGGACAACCCUUUUCAAAACCAAGCUUCAGAGUGGAAUCUGAUCAAUGGCCAUGGAAGUAGCAGCAGCAAUGAUCAAGUGCCAAAAGUGGCUGAUUUUCUCGGUGUUAGUACUAAAUCUGAAAACCAGACAGAUCUUAUGCCCUUCAACGAAAUUCAUCACCACCAUCAUCAUCAGCAUCAUCAGGCCGCUGAUUCUGACUACCUUUUCGCCAAUAACAGCAUAGUCCCAGUAGACUUGUUGCAGCAAAGUGUUAAUGUAGAUGGUUCGAGCUCCAGCUAUGACUUUCAAGAAAAUCCAAGCAAUCUUCAGUCACUGACGCUGUCAAUGGGAAGCGGCAGCAAAGGGUCCAGUGCCUGUGAAACCAGUAGCGAUAAUGUCAGUACUAAUAGCACCACUGCGAUAGAGCCUGCUGCUGCGGCUGCGGCUGCCGCUGGUGCUGCUGCUGCUGCGCCGAGAAGGACUUUGGAUACUUUUGGUCAAAGAACUUCAAUUUAUCGUGGUGUCACUAGGCAUAGGUGGACAGGAAGGUAUGAAGCUCAUCUUUGGGACAAUAGUUGCAGAAGGGAAGGGCAAUCAAGGAAAGGAAGACAAGUUUAUCUGGGUGGGUAUGAUAAAGAAGAGAAAGCAGCUAGGGCUUACGAUUUGGCUGCACUAAAGUAUUGGGGAACAUCCACUACAACAAACUUCCCAAUUAGUAACUAUGAGAAGGAGUUGGAGGAUAUGAAGCACAUGACCAGACAAGAAUUUGUGGCCUCUAUUAGAAGAAAGAGCAGUGGUUUUUCAAGAGGUGCAUCAAUGUAUCGUGGAGUUACAAGACACCAUCAACAUGGAAGAUGGCAAGCAAGGAUUGGUAGAGUUGCAGGAAACAAAGAUCUCUACUUGGGAACUUUCAGUACGGAAGAAGAGGCUGCAGAAGCAUACGACAUAGCAGCGAUAAAAUUCCGAGGCUUAAACGCAGUGACAAACUUCGACAUGAAUCGCUACGACGUGAAAAGCAUACUCGAAAGCAAUACUCUCCCCAUCGGCGGCGGAGCCGCCAAGCGACUGAAGGAGGCUCAAGCCUUGGAGUCUUCAAGAAAACGCGAUGAAAUGAUUGCCCUAAGCUCCACCUUCGCACACUACGGAGCUGCCGGAGCCGGAGCCGGAGCUGCUUCGGGCUCAACCUCAUCUCCAUCAUCAACCAUCAACAAUCGUCUGCAGGCGUACCCACUAUUGCAGCCCCAGACCACCAGCUUGAUCGAUCACAUGACCCCACACCUCACUCUCCAAAACCACGAGACUUCUCCUUAUCACCACCAUCAUCAAGACCCCAACAACUCCUUGCUUCACCAAAACUACAUUCAGACUCAGCUCCAGUUGCACCAACAACAGCCCGGGACGACGUCGUAUCAGUUUUACAGUAACGGCUAUAAUAACAAUAGCAGCAGUAGCAGCCACCACCCGGCGUUUCUUCAGGGUUUCAUGGAUAAUAUGGGAACGACGUCGUCUGUUAUGGACAACGGUGGGACUAGCUCCGGUGGUGGUAGUUAUGGCGGUUAUUGUCUUGACAAUAUAACUGCUAAUAACCCGAAUAAUAAUAAUAAUAAUACGGCGGCCGCGGCGGCCACUGCUACUGGUUCUGGGAGUGCGGAGGAGCUUGCACUUGUGAAGGUGGAUUAUGAUAUGCCUUCCGGUGGCUAUGGAGGAUGGUCCGGGUCGGGUUCGGGUUCCGGAAAUGGGUCGAAUCCGGGUAUUUUUACUAUGUGGAAUGACUUAUAGGCGGAUCAAAGAAGGAACAAGAAGAGUACUGGAGUUGACAUGUUUUUUAUUUUUCUUUUGAUAUGUUUUUUAUUUUUUUUUUGAUGAAUAGGAUCUGAUUUUUAUGUUUAAUUGAAUUAAUUAAAGGAUAUUAUUAGGUCUGGAUUGGCAUGCAUGCAGGUGGGUUUUUAUGGGUUUGUGAAAGUAGAGGACCCAAGUUUUGUAUACACAGUUAUGAAUCAUGUUCAAUUUUGGAUCUACUUUUAUUAAUUAUGAUCAUAUGAUGAUAAUUUGUUU